Messenger RNA from Dichotomopilus funicola, 1815 nucleotides. RefSeq lists its product as uncharacterized. NCBI's taxonomy places the organism in Eukaryota, Fungi, Ascomycota, Sordariomycetes, Sordariales, Chaetomiaceae. Gene Ontology annotation, cellular component: nucleus. The record is from RefSeq and is a predicted model, not a curated record. The transcript is spliced from 10 exons. Gene Ontology annotation, molecular function: mRNA binding. The coding region runs from base 1 to 1815 and encodes 604 amino acids.
AUGUCUGCUAUGCUUAGAGCUGGUCAGUACGGCAACCGCGGCGCCAACCUGCGUCGUGUGCGUUCGUUCAGCCUGAGCGGCAACUCUUCGAGCGCCGGCUCCGAGUCUGAUGACGCCGGAGCCCGUCUGUCCGUCGCUAGCAUGGAUGACUGUUCGCCCCAUGUUCGAUUUGCGUCGGUAAACGACGACAUUGCCCCCACCAGCCUCGCUUCGAGCGUUGACUUCACUGAUUCCAACAGCGACGGAUCUGGUUCCAAGUUUGAGAUGGGCAGCAAGCCUAGCGGCGACGUGUUUGACGGCUCGCCCCUUAAGUCGGCUCUCAAGACCCCUCGCGAGAUCACUGACCAGAUCGCGCCGGCUUUCAACUACUACGACGACAAGAACGGUCAGGCCAUGGCCCUGAAGGCCAAUGACAACCGCCGUGUGAUGCGUUCCGCCACCACGCCGGGCGGCAUGACGGCCACGGGUAAUGACCGCACCCUUCACCAUAGUUCGUCUCGCCAUGAGAUCGGCGGCGUGGAUGCCCAGGGCAUCUACCCGCCCAGUGCUUGCGUGUUUGUCGCCAAUCUUCCCGAGUCCCAGGAGGAUCGUGCCAUCGAGGCUGCUAUCACUAGAGAGUUUAGCCGUUUUGGCACCGUCUUCGUCAAGAUCCGCCGCGAGGCCCGAGGUAAUAUCCUCGGCAUGCCUUAUGCAUUCGUCCAGUACACCAACGACGAAGAUGCGAAGGCCGCCAUGGAAGAGGGCCGUGGUAUCUUGAUUUUGGGUCGUCCUUGCCGCACCGAGAUGGUGAGGGCCAACCGUGCGUUCGUGAUGUAUAGCCGCCGCGGUGACCAGAUCAACCCCACCAUCGCCAGGGAGAUCCUGGAGCCGUAUGGCCAGCUUAGCAAGUGCGAGAUGCUGAGCGUCCAGAUGCAGGAGGCCAUGAGCCUCCCAACCGCCGUUUUUGUGGAGUUCGCUCGCUUCGAGCCCAAGCGCGAUCUCAACUAUGCUCUGCGCCGCCACGGAGAUUAUCGCAUCGACGCCUUUGACACUAAGAAGAACACCUCACGCGGCGACCCGCAUGAGGAGUUUUUAGACAAGUAUGACCUUGAUCGUCGUUCCGUCUUCGUCGGCAACCUCCCCCUCAACGUGACCGAGGCGGAAAUCCGCGAGUUCUUCGGUCAUGCCGGCGAGAUCGUGGGUGUUAACAUCAUUGCGCGCCCUAACUACAGUGGCCAAGUUACCAGGGCUUUUGCGUUCGUUCAGUUCGCGCGCGCCGAUGUCCCCGAUCAUGUGGUCAAGAACUUCAAUGAGACUUUUUUCCGCAACAACAUCGUCCGUGUUGAGCGCAAGGUGUUCAAGCACGUCGGUACUCCUCGCCGCGUCAAGUCUCAGGCCUUCUCGAUCAAGACCUCGACAACCCCCCAGACUCCUAGGACCGAUAUGUUCGGCAAGUCUCCAAUGGGUUCCGCUCGGUUUUCUGGCCAUAGGGAGGAGUUCCCGACUUCCGCCACUCGCCACGGGUACAACAAUUACGACAUGGGCCACUCCUUUGGUCCCGCUGGCUACCCGGCUCCGAGCCCAGUUGGCCCGGCCAACGGCCAGCCUUUCGUGGGAGCGAGCGGAAUUCCGGUGACGCCGUCGACUGCUCAAUUCAUGCCGAACCCCUUCGGCUUCGCGGGUGGCUACUGGCCUGGUAUGUCAUCGAUGGGCCAAGACCCCAUGACUGGCCAGACCCUCUGGUCGUACACUCCGCCGGUCAACGCCAUGGGCCAGCCCAUGGAGACUCCCACUCGCGGUCGUCCCAACGAUCACGGCUACUUCCAGGGCGCUUAA